Gossypium raimondii (Peruvian cotton) is the source of this 2155-nucleotide messenger RNA. Its product is annotated as probable folate-biopterin transporter 2. Lineage: Eukaryota; Viridiplantae; Streptophyta; Magnoliopsida; Malvales; Malvaceae. The record is from RefSeq and is a predicted model, not a curated record. Bases 460 to 1950 code for a protein of 496 amino acids. Gene Ontology annotation, cellular component: membrane. The transcript is spliced from 5 exons.
UGUUUUCUUAUGGAACGGAUCAGAAAUGCAAGAGAGGGUUUUACUGUCUAGCCGGUCAAAACAAAUCUGUACUAAAGAGAAGCCUUCUUCUACCUUAGAACCAUUGUCUCUCUGAUCUGGUUUACACAGUUAGAUAAUACUUCUUUCUUCGACACAAUAUUUGUCUUGUCCGUCUCGAGAUUGCAUAGUUAUAAGGGUGUAAGAAAAUUUCUUCAACUGAAAAAACUGCAGCCCUUGUAAACAAAAUUACAAGUUCUUGUUGUUAGUUUCCAAAAACUUAAGAAACCCAUCUAGGGAACUCUGGUUUAUUACCUGGUUUUCCAUCUUUUUCACCGCAUCUGAAAUUUUUUAGCAGAUUCAUCAUUGUUCUUGGAAUCUCAUCCUGUUGUUUAGUUGAUGGAAUAUUCAUGUCCUAGAAACAGAGUUGACCUGGAUCGUGAUUUAUUUUAGUUAAGAGUUAUGGUGGAGGAAGGGAAUAUUGAAGCCUCUAACAAGGCUGUGGAGGAAGAUAAUGGACCGAAAGGAUUGUAUUACUGUUUCUGGGGUCCAAUAUAUUGGUUUAGGAUGCUUGCCAUGGAAACGCAUUGGAGUUUUGUAUUUGCCGUUGUAUCCACUUAUGGAAUAAGCCAGGGAUUGGGCGGGGCUCUUGCUCGUGUCGGCACCGAGUAUUAUAUGAAGGAUGUUCAAAAGGUACAGCCUUCUGAGUCUCAGGUUUACACGGGGAUUACUUCAAUUCCUUGGAUUGUCAAGCCUAUUUGGGGCCUUCUCACAGAUGUUAUCCCCAUUAGGGGUUAUAGAAGACGACCCUAUUUCAUUCUAUCUGGUUUGCUUGGUUUGGUAUCCAUGCUUAUAAUAUCAUUGCACGGCAAGCUGCAUCUGGUAUUUGCCCUGAUGGCAUUGACAGCAGGAAGUGCUGGGGUUGCUAUAGCAGAUGUGACUGUUGAUGCAUGUGUAGCACAGAACAGCAGUAAGAUUCCUUCCCUUGCAGCUGACAUGCAAAGCUUGUGUAGUUUGAUGUCUGCCAUUGGAGCUCUCAUAGGAUUCUCUAUCAGUGGUGUUUUUGUUCACCUAAUUGGCCCUAAGGGGGUGUUUGGAUUGCUGACUAUCCCAGCUGCCCUUGUUUUCUCAGUUGGGAUCGUCCUUUUCGAGCCCCAUGACGCCAACUUUGCCUACAAAGAGGUAAGCAAGAAGUUCCUCGAUGCUGGCAAGGCUAUGUGGAGAACAUUGAAAUGUCCCGAGGUCUGGAGGCCCUGUUUAUAUAUGUAUCUAUCCUUCGCACUGAGCUUGAAUAUAAAUGAAGGAUUGUUCUAUUGGUACACAGACUCGAAGGAGGGUCCCUUAUUCUCUCAGGAGACUAUUGGUUACAUUUUCUCAUUUGGUGCAGUUGGUGCACUCUUGGGGGCAAUACUCUACCAAAAUAUAUUGAAGGAUCAUCCUUUUCGAGACUUGCUUUUCUGGAUUCAGUUAUUCUAUGGUUUGGCAGGGAUGUUAGAUCUGAUAUUGGUGCUGCGAAUAAACUUGAAGUUUGGAAUACCGGAUUCUGUCUUUGUUGUGAUCGGCGAAGCUGUAACUCAAAUGAUUGGACGACUCAAAUGGAUGCCCCUUCUUGUACUGAGUGCAAAGCUUUGUCCUUCAGGUAUCGAAGGCACAUUCUUUGCCUUGCUCAUGUCGAUCGAUAACUUUGGACUUCUAUCAUCCUCAUGGGGAGGAGGCUUGCUGCUUCACACGUUGAAUGUUACUCGAACCAAAUUCGGAAGUCUUUGGCUGGCGAUAUUGAUUCGAAACAUAUUCAGACUUUCUCCUCUUGGUGUUUUGUUUUUGAUUCCCAGAGGUGACCCCAACUCUUCCAUUCUUCCAACUGAAAUGUUGGGCAGCGAAGAUGAGACGGUAGCUGAAGAAUCCAAUAACAUUGAAUUGGUCUCACUUGUUAACAGCGUCGAUGGUAGAUAAUCUAUAAAACAAUCAUACAGUUCCACACAAGCACGCAUUUAUUUGAAACUUUGUGGAAAUCAAUAAUUCUAGUCACCGGGGCGCAAUGAAGAUUUCCACGAGAUGGUUUCCUAUCAUAAAAUUCUUACACGUCUGUUUUCCCUGCAUGAAUGGCUUGUGAAAUCAAGUUUAGAUCAAAGCCUGAAAUAAAGUUUUGUUUUUUACA